Molecule: messenger RNA, 525 nt
Organism: Aphanomyces astaci
Lineage: Eukaryota; Oomycota; Saprolegniomycetes; Saprolegniales; Verrucalvaceae
Exons: 2
Coding region: 1-525 (174 amino acids)
Biological process (GO): response to oxidative stress
Molecular function (GO): glutathione peroxidase activity
Source: RefSeq, a predicted model, not a curated record
AUGGCGAGUCCACGCAGUGCAACGUCGAAAGGAUGGUCCUUCUCGGGCUUGCUUGGUCGUUCGUUCUGCUCCGCUGAAGCAGCCCCCCACGCCGAUGACCCAACGAAAGCCAAGUCAUUCUUCGACCUGGCUGCAACCGACAUGGAAGGCAACAUCGUGCCCAUGUCCAAGUACCGCGGUCGCGUGUGUCUCGUCUACCGUGACAAGGGCCUCCAAAUCCUUGCCUUUCCGUGCAACCAGUUCGGAGGCCAAGAACCCGGCACGAACGAAGAAAUCAUGGAUUUCGUCAAGGGGUUUGGCAUCACGUUCCCGUUCUUCGCCAAGUGCGACGUCAAUGGAAGCGGCACAGUCCCCGUGUUCCAGUACUUGAAGCAUCAUCUUGGCGGCCUCUUGGGCAACUUCAUCAAGUGGAAUUUCACCAAGUUCCUCGUCGAUCGCAACGGCCAACCUUACCAGCGAUACAGCCCCCAGACGGCCCCGAACGAUUUCGAAGCCGACAUUGUCGAACUCUUGGCCAAGCAAUAA